AUGCUUCAGUGGAGGAGGAGACACUGCUGCUUUGCAAAGAUGAGCUGGAAUGCCAAGAGGUCUCUGUUUCGGACCCAUCUUAUUGGUGUACUUUCUCUUGUGUUUCUUUUUGCUAUGUUUUUGUUUUUCAAUCAUCAUGACUGGCUGCCGGGCAGAGCUGGAUUCAAAGAAAACCCUGUGACAUACACUUUCCGUGGAUUUCGUUCUACAAAAAGUGAGACGAACCACAGCUCUCUUCGGAACAUUUGGAAAGAAACUGUCCCUCAGACCCUGAGGCCUCAAACAGCAACUGACCCCAACAACACGGAUCUGUCACUGCAAGGAGUCACAGGGCUGGAGAACACGCUCGGUGCCAAUGGAAGCAUUUACAAUGAGAAAGGUACUGGACAUCCAAAUGCUUACCAUUUCAAAUACAUUAUCAAUGAACCUGAAAAGUGCCAGGAGAAAACCCCCUUUUUAAUACUACUAAUCGCUGCGGAACCUGGACAAAUAGAAGCUAGACGAGCUAUUCGGCAAACUUGGGGCAAUGAGAGUCUAGCACCUGGUAUUCAAAUCACACGGAUUUUUCUUUUAGGCGUAAGUAUUAAGUCAAGUGGCUACCUUCAACGUGCAAUACUGGAAGAAAGCAGACAGUACCAUGAUAUUAUCCAACAGGAAUACUUAGAUACAUACUAUAAUCUGACCAUUAAAACACUCAUGGGCAUGAACUGGGUUGCAACAUACUGUCCGCGUAUUCCUUAUGUAAUGAAAACUGACAGUGACAUGUUUGUCAAUACUGAGUAUUUAAUACAUAAGUUAUUGAAGCCAGACCUGCCUCCUAGACAUAACUAUUUUACUGGUUACCUAAUGAGGGGAUAUGCACCCAAUCGAAACAAAGACAGCAAGUGGUACAUGCCACCAGACCUCUACCCUAGUGAACGCUACCCUGUCUUCUGCUCCGGGACUGGUUAUGUUUUUUCUGGAGAUCUGGCAGAGAAGAUAUUUAAAGUUUCUUUAAGUAUCCGUCGUUUGCACUUGGAAGAUGUAUAUGUGGGGAUCUGUCUUGCCAAGUUGAGAAUUGAUCCUGUGCCCCCUCCCAAUGAGUUUGUGUUCAAUCACUGGCGAGUUUCUUAUUCAAGCUGUAAAUACAGCCACCUAAUUACCUCUCAUCAGUUCCAGCCUAGUGAACUGAUAAAAUACUGGAACCAUUUACAACAAAAUAAGCACAAUGCUUGUGCCAAUGCAGCAAAAGAAAAGGCAGGCAGGUAUCGCCACCGUAAACUACAUUAG
Molecule: messenger RNA, 1269 nt
Organism: Budorcas taxicolor (takin)
Lineage: Eukaryota; Metazoa; Chordata; Mammalia; Artiodactyla; Bovidae
Gene: B3GALT2
Product: beta-1,3-galactosyltransferase 2
Exons: 1
Coding region: 1-1269 (422 amino acids)
Cellular component (GO): membrane
Molecular function (GO): N-acetyl-beta-D-glucosaminide beta-(1,3)-galactosyltransferase activity
Source: RefSeq, a predicted model, not a curated record